This is a messenger RNA of Morus notabilis, 1568 nucleotides long. Its product is annotated as chlorophyll a-b binding protein of LHCII type 1. Gene Ontology annotation, cellular component: chloroplast thylakoid membrane; plastoglobule; chloroplast envelope. Lineage: Eukaryota; Viridiplantae; Streptophyta; Magnoliopsida; Rosales; Moraceae. Bases 712 to 1506 code for a protein of 264 amino acids. The record is from RefSeq and is a predicted model, not a curated record. Gene Ontology annotation, biological process: photosynthesis, light harvesting in photosystem I; response to light stimulus. The transcript has a single exon.
GAAAAAAAGCAAAAUUAUGUUGCGUGUAGACCCUAAGUAGAUUGCAAAAGUUUCUUUAUAUAUAAACUAAUAUAUGAAAACAUCGGGUCAACCAAAAACUCAGCGACAGAUACAUCCCCAUGUUAUUGAUUUGGGCCAGCGAUGGUAUUUCGUGGCUCGGCUUCUGCCUUUGGAGUCAGUCCCAGCCCAAUGAGCCAAUGAUGGGUGAUCCUUUGUACUUUCAACCAUGGCUCAAUGAGGGCACGAACCAAACGACAAUCCCUUGUUUAUCAGAACAAGCUUCUAACUUGUUACACCAUCAUGACAAUGAUAUGUAAAAGAACAAGGCCGAAGAGUACAGCUGUGGGUGGGGCCAUGGAAAAUGCAAAAACCAACUAAAAAGUUAAAGCGGUUUUAGGAAAUGGGAAAGACGCUAGUAUAAUUCUUGUAAGCUCGGAUUGCGUGCGGGGUCAGGGGGCUGUAAAACUCCAUUGAUUUGAACAAAAUCUAGAAAGGCGUCUGUGAUAGGAUGAGGAGCUGAAUUGGAUACUUUAAAUCGGAGCCGUCAUUACGUGAACCAAUCAGGAAGAGGAUGAAGAUCCACAUAGAUACAAUGGUGGACCUCACCAGCUCCUAUAUAAAGAAAGGAACCUCAUAUCCCACAUUCAGUCACAAGAAAAACUCUAAAGCUCAUAAGCACCCACAGAGUCAGCUUCAAAAAAAGGUCUACAAAUGGCAACAAUGGCUCUGUCAUCUCCAUUCACAGGAACCACAAUUCCUUCAACAGGGCCCCAGUUCUCGGCUGCCCAAAGCAGUGGUAAAGUUUCAAUGAGGAAGACAGCAGGAAAGCCUGUUGCUUCAUCUGGAAGUCCCUGGUAUGGCCGGGACCGCGUCAAGUACCUUGGACCAUUCUCUGGCGAAUCACCAUCUUACCUAACCGGCGAAUUCCCUGGUGACUAUGGGUGGGAUACCGCGGGGUUAUCUGCAGACCCUGAAACUUUUGCCAGGAAUAGGGAGCUUGAGGUCAUUCAUUCCAGAUGGGCAAUGCUUGGGGCUCUGGGCUGUGUCUUCCCAGAGCUUCUUUCAAGAAAUGGAGUCAAGUUUGGAGAAGCAGUUUGGUUCAAAGCUGGUGCUCAGAUAUUCAGUGAUGGUGGCCUUGAUUACCUUGGAAACCCAAGCCUUAUACACGCACGGAGCAUUUUAGCAAUAUGGGCAACCCAGGUUAUCCUCAUGGGUGCUGUGGAGGGUUACCGCAUUGCAGGAGGACCCCUCGGAGAGGUGUCUGACCCUCUGUAUCCAGGAGGCAGCUUCGAUCCUUUGGGGCUAGCAGAUGAUCCUGAGGCAUUUGCAGAGCUCAAGGUGAAAGAAAUCAAGAAUGGAAGACUUGCCAUGUUCUCCAUGUUUGGUUUCUUUGUACAGGCCAUAGUAACCGGAAAGGGUCCUCUCGAGAAUCUUGCUGACCACCUCGCCGAUCCUGUUAACAACAACGCAUGGGCUUACGCCACCAACUUUGUACCAGGGAAGUAAAAACCACCUAGUCACAUCUAAAGACGAAAGCAAGAAAACCACCCAAAAAAAAAAAAAAAAAA